ACCGCGCUCCCCUCCGUGUGUCGCGGGGACCUCGGAAAGGUCCCCGGUGCCCGAGGACUUGUGCACGCAGCCAUGGGCGGCGUCGGGGAGCCCGGCGGGGGGCCGGGGCCGCGCGAGGGGCCCGCGCGGCUUGGGGCGCCGCUGCCCACCUUUCACUGGGAGCAGAUCCGCCCGCACAACCUGCCGGGCGACAUGUGGCUGGUCAUCGAGCGCCGCGUCUACGACAUCAGCCGCUGGGCACAGCGGCACCCGGGGGGCAGCCGCCUCAUCGGCCACCACGGCGCUGAGGACGCCACGGAUGCCUUCCAUGCCUUCCAUCAGGACCUCAAUUUUGUACGCAAGUUCCUGCAGCCCCUGCUGAUUGGAGAGCUGGCCCCAGAGGAGCCCAGCCAGGAUGGACCCCGGAAUGCCCAGCUGGCCGAGGACUUCCGAGCCCUGCGCCAGGCAGCCAAGGACAUGAAGCUGUUCGAGGCCAAGCCCACCUUCUUUGCCCUGCUGCUGGGCCACAUCCUGGCCAUGGAGGUGCUCGCCUGGCUCAUCAUUUACCUCCUUGGCUCUGGCUGGGUGCCCAGCACCCUCGCCGCCCUCAUCCUGGCCAUUUCCCAGGCUCAGAGCUGGUAUCUGCAGCACGACCUGGGCCACACCUCUGUUUUCAGGAAGUCCCGGUGGAACCACCUGGCCCAGCAAUUUGUGAUGGGACAGCUGAAGGGCUUCUCUGCCCACUGGUGGAACUUCCGCCAUUUCCAGCACCAUGCCAAGCCCAACAUCUUCUACAAAGACCCAGAUGUGACCUUGGCACCCGUCUUCCUCUUGGGCGAGUCAUCUGUUGAGUACGGCAGGAAGAAACGAAGAUACUUACCCUACAAUCACCAGCACCUGUACUUCUUCCUGAUCGGCCCACCGCUGCUCACCCUGGUGAACUUUGAGGUGGAGAAUCUGGCCUACAUGUUGGUGUGCAUGCAGUGGAGGGACUUCCUCUGGGCCGCCAGCUUCUACUCCCGCUUCUUCUUGUCCUACCUCCCCUUCUACAGCGUUUCUGGGGCGCUGCUCCUCUUCGUGGCCGUCAGGGUCCUGGAGAGCCACUGGUUCGUGUGGAUCACGCAGAUGAACCACAUCCCCAAGGAGAUUGGCCAUGAGAAGCACCGGGACUGGGCCAGCUCGCAGCUGGCAGCCACCUGCAAUGUGGAGUCCUCCCUGUUCAUCGACUGGCUCAGCGGGCACCUCAACUUCCAGAUCGAGCACCACCUCUUCCCCACGAUGCCUCGGCACAACUACCACAGGGUCGCACCGCUGGUCAAGGCGCUGUGUGCCAAGCAUGGGCUCAUCUACGAAGUGAAGCCCUUCCUCACCGCCCUAGUGGACAUCGUCGGGUCCCUAAAGAAGUCUGGCAACGUCUGGCUGGAAGCCUACCUCCAACAGUGAAGGCAGUACCCAGGGCCCCAGCAACACCAAGCCGGCUCAGGCAGGCUUGACAGCCCCUACCCCUACCAGGGCCUGGGGGGCCCCACUCCCCUCCUGUUCCUGUUGUCUUCUCCUCGGCCCUCUUGUCUGUCUGUUCGACAGCCCCAAGGCCACGGUUCUCAGCCCAACAGGACAGGGGCUAUGGCGAUGGUACAUAAAGCCACAUGGUGAGCAUGGCAUGUUUCCUUGGAGCAAAAACUUAGGGAAAACUGUUAUUUUUAUAUAAAAAACAAACCCAGAUAUAUU
This is a messenger RNA of Pteronotus mesoamericanus, 1707 nucleotides long. It is a transcript of the gene FADS3, whose product is annotated as fatty acid desaturase 3. The record is from RefSeq and is a predicted model, not a curated record. The transcript is spliced from 12 exons. NCBI's taxonomy places the organism in Eukaryota, Metazoa, Chordata, Mammalia, Chiroptera, Mormoopidae. The coding region runs from base 73 to 1422 and encodes 449 amino acids. Gene Ontology annotation, cellular component: membrane. Gene Ontology annotation, molecular function: oxidoreductase activity, acting on paired donors, with oxidation of a pair of donors resulting in the reduction of molecular oxygen to two molecules of water. Gene Ontology annotation, biological process: lipid metabolic process.